GUUUAAAACCAAACGGAAGCUAUUAUCAACUUUAUCCUUGUAUGUUGAAGCAAUAGGAACAUUUACACGACAUUGAUUUCGCUUUGGACUCGAUAAGCUCGCAUGUCUUUCAUGCCAUUAAUAGUAAAUCAAACGAAUAAACCGAAUAAAGGAAUUGAAUUUCCAGCAGACAUGUUUCCACAGCAACGUUUAGUUGUUUAUUUACUAGAAAUGAUUUAUUAAAGUUUUCUUCGCUUCUCUUUCGCAUUUAUUCCAUGAGCUGGCUUAAAAUCACCUAAAACAAACUUUUAUCGACAAUUCGAUGCGCCUAAAAUAUAAAUAAACUCAUUCCUCGCCAUUCAAGAUAUGUGUUUAGAGAACGUGAAAAUUGGAGGGAGUGUCACGAGUAAUUAACCUGUCUGAGAAAUUGAAAGGAAGAAGGGAAAAUUCCUGUGAAGUUGAUUUCUAUUCGCAGUGACCCCCUUCUUUUGAAAAAUUUAUCUUCGUGUUUUCCUCCACAUUUUUGAGGGUUUUGAAUAAAAAAAACCGUCACGCUACCAAAGCAACGCACCAGAAUGCCAGAAUGGGCAGAAGCAAAGCGGGAAAACAAGCUCGUGAUCGAACCAGCCACAGCGGCAGCAGUCGAGGCAGCUUUGGAAGCCGAACAGGACGACACAGAGCAGCCCAGUUCCUCUGGUGAUUCGUCACCAUCCAAGAGCAUUAAGACCUCUUCUGGUAAUCCACCUCGCAUGGAGGAAUUAAAGGAUGCCAGCAUCCACCAUACCGCACUCAAACUCGCCGAGGAUAUUAAGGCAAUGAAAAUCUACGGUAGUCUGUAUACAAUGGUUCAGAAGCUUGCCUGUUCGCCUGAGGUGGAUAAAGAUGACAUGCGACACACGCUGGAGGCUGCGAUCAAAGCGAAUGGACUUGAAACCGAAAUUCGUAACGUCAUUUACCAUCUGAUUCGAAACUCACUGAAGCCUGAAUCAAAACCAACGCUGCCGUCCAGCGAUCCGCUUAACUACUUGAAACGAGCGGGAAUUCAGUGGGAGCGUCGCGUUCGUAAGUCAUUAAAUUCCAUGUGUUCCGAAUCGAAGGCGCAACUGCAGGGCCAAAUGCGAAUUGUUACCGACCGGGAAGAGAUUCUAGCCAAAUGGGAUGAAUUAGGCAACUACCAGAUUGAUCUGACAAACUACCGUCCAGUUUACGCACCGAAGGAUUUACUCGAUGUGCUUCUCUCCUUGAAAGGCCCCGUCAAGCAGGACGAAACAGAGUACAAACGAUACUUUCGCUUCUCGUCGCAGCAAAUCGCCAACAAGCUUAAACUAAUUCAAUCGUUUUUCAGCUUCUUGCCAAAGUGGGAAUUUUCGCACAUUUCCCUUCCGGUUAAAAAUCUUUUCGAGCUGCGUGUACAUUUUUCGGAACUGCUGCGUAACGACAACAGUGGCAGUACCGUUGAUUGGUCCGUCACGUGUCAGAAGAUCUUAAAGACACGACAUGCACCGCUAUGUCAGCAGGCACUGAAGAAAGGGAUUACACCGCCUCCAUUACGAGGACCACUGUGGGCCUACGUGCUUGGAAGUCAAGUGGAAGCACAUAACGUCGAGCAUUGGGAAAAUUUGAAACAGCAGGUACUUACAACUGAGUCCAUCGUCGAUAAGCUCGUGUUCAAGGACGUUCAAUUAACGGCUACUAAUGACGAUCGUUAUUUUGUGUUCGAAGAUAUUUUGUAUCAGAUUAUGCUAUGCUUCAGCCGGGAUGCAGAAAUCAGCCAGAUGAUCCAAACGGAAUUCACUAGCUCAGCUAAGUUUAAGCAAUAUGAGGGACCGGCUUGUGGUUUUGUCCCAUUUCACGGGAUUUGUAUGCUGGCAGCUCCGUUCUGCUACUUAUACGAUAAUCCAGUGUCUCUGUAUUUCACGUUUCGCAUUUUUUAUGUACGCUAUUGUUAUCGGUUAACAACUAUUAAUACUCAUCCACAAGGUAUUGUCAGUCUGUGCUUGUUGUUCGAGAAACUCUUGCAGACUCAUGAGCCACAAUUAUGGUCACAUUUCCGUGAGUUGCAGAUUCAACCAAUACGCGUUGUUUUCAAAUGGCUUAUGCGUGCUUUCAGUGGCCACUUGCCACCGGAGCAAUUACUCAUUCUAUGGGAUCUUAUUCUUGGCUACGACAGUUUAGAGAUUCUGUCGCUUCUGUCCCUUAUAAUAAUGAGCUUUCGCAGAGAAAGCCUAAUGCAGGUGGUGACCUUGGAGAACAUCGAAGCUAUUUUGUCGGACCUGUCUUCCGUUAAGGUGCUACCCUUGAUACAGCUGACACUGUCGCGAGACUGAGUGCUGCGAAACAUUUUCAUGCUUGAAAAUGAUUAAAAGAAGAGGUUUGUGGGAAACAAUGGUGCAAUUGUUUGAAUGAUUUUGCCAGUAAUGAAAAUAGACGAACUAUUAGUAAUGAACCACCUGGUUUAUGUUAGUAUCAAUUAAUAGUUGAAUUAGCAAGAAUCAUUAAUAUUAAUAAAAAUACGUGAUCUCUGAUCGUAAUACAUUUUGUCGCAACUAUAUAGUGUGAUUAGAAAUAAAAUUAAAAAUAGU
Wyeomyia smithii (pitcher-plant mosquito) is the source of this 2561-nucleotide messenger RNA. Its product is annotated as TBC1 domain family member 19. The coding region runs from base 555 to 2306 and encodes 583 amino acids. The record is from RefSeq and is a predicted model, not a curated record. The transcript is spliced from 6 exons. Lineage: Eukaryota; Metazoa; Arthropoda; Insecta; Diptera; Culicidae.